Onthophagus taurus is the source of this 1428-nucleotide messenger RNA. Lineage: Eukaryota; Metazoa; Arthropoda; Insecta; Coleoptera; Scarabaeidae. The record is from RefSeq and is a predicted model, not a curated record.
CCCAGCGGAGAAACAAGCAGCAGCCAGCACCAGUAGUAGUUAGUAGUAGACGGCAGCAGCCGACGUGGAUCGGUCACGUUGUUGUCGCUGACGACGACGACGACGACAACGACGACGUGUUUCGCGUUAUUAUGUCAACGUUGUGUUAAACAACAACAAUGUCCGGAGGAUCGGAAAGAAUGGUCGAAGGGGGUGCAACAACAACUAACACCAACACCCCGGUGACAACAUCUCCGUCGUCUUAUUACGGACGUUCCGGCGUCUUGGAGACCCACGUCCGCGGCCAAUGGUACAGAGUUUUCGUAACCUUAGAAGAUGAUUAUCUAAGUAUAACGUUAGACGAAUCCUGUGAAAACGCCACGACUCUUAACGGCACGCUAAAUAAUAACGUGGAAACGCCGAGCGGCGGCUGCGGAGAUCCUCCUGACGUUCCAGACGCCGUCGCGAAUCAAAAACGCGUCGUCAGGGUGGUCAAAUCGGAUAAUAACGGUUUGGGGAUUUCGAUUAAGGGUGGUCGCGAAAAUAAGAUGCCCAUUUUGAUUAGUAAGAUUUUCAAGGGGAUGGCCGCCGAUCAAACCGAACAACUUUACGUUGGAGAUGCGAUUCUUUCGGUAAACGGAGAGGAUCUCAGGGAGGCCACUCACGACGAAGCCGUUAAAGCUCUUAAAAGAGCCGGGAAAGUUGUGGAACUUGAAGUAAAAUAUUUAAGAGAGGUAACUCCUUACUUUCGUAAGGCAAGUAUAAUCUCGGAAGUCGGAUGGGAAUUGCAACGUGGAUUUCUAACUGGAGCUCCACCGGCGGUGAGAUCUCCACAAAGAGCGGACACCCGGUACCUACCAUUGCAACUGUGUCAUCUGGCUAGGAACUUUAGAUACCCAGAUCCAGAGGCAAGGAUACUAGAGCUUCAUUCGCCGGAUGCGGUCCACAGCUGUGUGCUGAGAGCUUCAGAUCCAGGCGAAGCUGCCGCUUGGUUUAACACGUUACAUUCCGCAUUGGCCAUUUUAACCACAGCGGCUUUACAUGAAGCGUCCAGAGCAAUACCGGAUCUUCGUCACAUAGGCUGGUUAUUAAGAAGACCCAGAUCAGAGAAUAAUAUGUCAAGUUCUGAAAGUUCCGAUGAUAUGGAUAGAUGGCAUUCCAUUUUUGCGGCGGUAACCGACAGCGAAUUGAGAUUAUACGAAAGCGCUCCAUGGUCAGGUGAAGCUUGGAAAGCCCCAGCAGAAGCUUACCCCCUUAUAGCAACUCGACUGGUUGGAUCAAUCGGGAAAAGAGCCGAGCUUCCGGAAUUUAGUAUACGCUGCGCGACUUCCGAUGGCGUUAUUACUCACAAUUUGCGAGCUGAAACCCACAGGGAUCUUGCUGGAUGGGCGAAAGCUCUCGUCAAUGGAAGUCAUGCAAGUGCUGUUACACAGAGGGAGCUUAUGUGUA